Messenger RNA from Cyclocybe aegerita, 1539 nucleotides. Lineage: Eukaryota; Fungi; Basidiomycota; Agaricomycetes; Agaricales; Hemipholiotaceae. The record is from the annotation of a GenBank genome assembly.
AUGGAUUCCUACCUAAAGUGGCGUCUGUACUACCAAAAUGGGUAUGAAUCAAAAGCGAAGGGAUAUCCAGAGGAAAUCAGAGCUGCAAUGAUUUACAAUCUACCUAUACAUAACACAACAAUUGCUUCUGCAUUACAAUUCAGGGAGGAGCCUUCCAAAAAUGUGCCCGACUUUGACACCAAACUCGCGUCUCUCGACAUCGAACUCGAAGAACUUCGAAGGCAAAAGAACAUGCUUGAAGAAGAGGCCCAACCGCAUCGUCGAAGGCUGAAUGCAUGUAAUGCCAUUCUAGCACCCAUUCGACGGGUUCCAUUCGAAAUUAUCCGUGAAAUCGCGCGCCUUACACUUCCUCGUCACCCAUCAGCAACAACAAAACGCAGCCCUCUUUCCUUAUGCCAUGUGUCAUCUGCAUGGCGCAGGGCUGCGCUGUCGCUUCCGGAGCUAUGGACGACACUCUACAUGGUGCUCGAGGAUACACUAUCCUGGGAACGGUACAUCAAACGGGUUGUGGAAUGGUUCGGGCGGGCACAAGGCAAACCCUGCUCUUUCUACCUCCAUUUCCGUUUCCCGGAUCAGCACAAACCCUGGGCGAAGCAGGCAUACAGCAUCUUCCUCUACAACAUCCGAUCGCUCAUGAUCCACGUUAGACAUCUAGGGAUCUCAUCCGACUGUCUGGGAACAGCUCUGCCUUGUUUCAAAGGAGCGGCGUGGCAACUCGAAGGCCUUCAAACUCUUACAUUCUACAACGAUACAGAUUCAUUUUUUGAGUGGGCCAUGGGCCUGGGAGAACCUAAUCCCAGCCUUGUCAUACAGCCCAUGGAUUUGUUCAGAACAGCAAAGAAUCUUUGCUCGGUGAUGAUGCAGAACGACUUCAUGCAGAUCAUUGGUGGACCUCUCUUCCUCCCUUGGGUCCAACUAACCAAUGUCAUCCUAGACGAGUGGCUAUCAACCCACUAUUGGAUGACCAUUAUGGAGACAUGCUUACAGCUGCGUGUAGGGCACUUCCACCUAGGCGAUAGACGGUACCCUGCAAACCCUCAUUCUAAGCGUGUUAUUUUGUGCCUCGAAGAGCUCUAUCUCGAAGUGAAUCACUAUUGCCCAUCAAUUCUCAAUUUCCUCAUUCUCUACGAGCUUCCCAGUUUGCGCAUUCUCAACUUGUGGCACGAAAUAGAUGACCCUGGUGCUAUUCCGGCCCCUCCGGUUGCGAGUGAGGUCUCUGCACUGAAGACUGUAGGAACGUUAUAUUUCCAAGAUGUUUGGCAGGAUGUUGCUCCAAUCUAUGUCCUCGAAAUGGUCACAGCGGCGACGAACUUACGCGGACUUGAACUCAUAAAUGUUGUCCCCGGUGAAACCUACCAGGCGUUAUUCAAGGCCAUGUCCUUCGAUAACCCCUCUCCAAUUCUGACAAAGCUCUCUUAUUUUCUUGUUGAGGCCACAGAUCAGAUUACAGAAUGGACAUCAUUCAUCGAGAUGAGCUCAACAUCGACAUCCAACACGAUUCCUACACCCGGCUUCGAAUUCCAGACCAAGAAACUGUGA